Molecule: messenger RNA, 1975 nt
Organism: Propithecus coquereli (Coquerel's sifaka)
Lineage: Eukaryota; Metazoa; Chordata; Mammalia; Primates; Indriidae
Gene: ALDH2
Product: aldehyde dehydrogenase 2 family (mitochondrial)
Exons: 13
Coding region: 50-1603 (517 amino acids)
Molecular function (GO): aldehyde dehydrogenase (NAD+) activity
Source: RefSeq, a predicted model, not a curated record
UCACGCGUCCUCCGGGCACUCGGGUCUGCACCGCCGGCCUAGCUGCAGCAUGUUGCGCGCCGCAGCCACCCUCGGGCCCCGCCUGGGCCACCGCCUCCUGUCGGCCGCCGCCACCCAGGCCGUGCCGGCCCCGAACCAGCAGUCCGAGAUCUUCUACAACAAGAUCUUCAUAGACAACGAAUGGCAUGACGCUGUCAGCAAGAAAACGUUUCCCACCGUCAAUCCGGCCACUGGAGAGGUCAUCUGUCAGGUAGCUGAAGGAGACAAGGAAGAUGUGGACAGGGCAGUGAAGGCUGCCCGGGCUGCCUUCCAGCUGGGCUCACCCUGGCGCCGCAUGGAUGCGUCUUACAGGGGUCGGCUGCUGAACCGCCUGGCCGAUCUGAUUGAGCGAGACCGAACCUACCUGGCGGCCCUGGAGACCCUGGACAAUGGCAAGCCUUAUGUUAUCUCCUACCUGGUUGAUUUGGACAUGGUUCUCAAAUGUCUCCGGUAUUAUGCUGGCUGGGCGGAUAAGUACCACGGGAAAACCAUUCCCAUCGAUGGGGACUUCUUCAGCUACACUCGCCAUGAACCCGUGGGGGUGUGCGGGCAGAUCAUUCCAUGGAACUUCCCGCUCCUGAUGCAAGCAUGGAAACUGGGCCCAGCCUUGGCGACUGGAAAUGUGGUUGUGAUGAAGGUAGCUGAGCAGACGCCCCUCACUGCCCUCUAUGUGGCCAACUUGAUCAAGGAGGCUGGCUUUCCACCUGGUGUGGUCAAUAUUGUUCCUGGAUUUGGCCCCACUGCUGGGGCUGCCAUUGCCUCCCACGAGGAUGUGGACAAAGUAGCAUUCACAGGUUCCACUGAGGUCGGCCACCUAAUCCAGGUUGCUGCAGGGAGCAGCAACCUCAAGAGAGUGACCCUGGAGCUGGGGGGCAAGAGCCCCAACAUCAUCAUGUCCGAUGCUGAUAUGGACUGGGCCGUGGAGCAGGCCCACUUUGCCCUGUUCUUCAACCAAGGUCAGUGCUGUUGUGCUGGCUCCCGGACCUUUGUGCAGGAGGACGUUUACAACGAGUUCGUGGAGCGGAGCGUUGCCCGGGCCAAGUCUCGAGUGGUCGGGAAUCCCUUUGACAGCAAGACGGAGCAGGGGCCGCAGGUAGACGAGACUCAGUUUAAGAAGAUCCUUGGCUAUAUCAACUCCGGGAAGCAAGAAGGGGCAAACCUGCUGUGUGGUGGGGGGCCUGCUGCUGACCGUGGCUACUACAUCCAGCCCACUGUGUUCGGAGAUGUGCAAGAUGGCAUGACCAUCGCCAAAGAGGAGAUCUUCGGGCCAGUGAUGCAGAUCCUGAAGUUCAAGACCAUAGAGGAAGUUGUUGGGAGAGCCAACAAUUCCAAUUAUGGACUGGCUGCGGCUGUCUUCACAAAGGACUUGGACAAGGCCAAUUAUCUGUCCCAAGCCCUCCAGGCUGGCACUGUGUGGGUCAACUGCUAUGAUGUGUUUGGAGCCCAGUCCCCAUUUGGCGGCUACAAGAUGUCGGGGAGCGGCCGGGAGCUGGGCGAGUACGGUCUGCAGGCGUACACUGAAGUGAAGACUGUCACAGUCAAAAUUCCUCAGAAGAACUCAUAAAGAACCCGGCUGGCUUCCUUCCCCAUCCAGUGACAGAAGGUUCACCAAGAUCAGCAACAAAACCAAGAAAAAUGAACCGUGCACGCUAAAAGUCUCAAAAGAAAGUCCCAGAAUUUGAAUUGAUAAGCAGGGUAGGGUGAAGGGUGUAUGGAGAGCCUUUUAAACUGCAACAAUAUUGCUGGCUUUCAGGGUCAUUUUAAAAAAUAGACUCAAAUAUCUUAUCCUGUCUCUCUGAUAUACUUCCUGUAACUUGCCUUUAUGAGAGAAGAAAAAGUCAUUGUUUACAAUUGUAUUAACAUUAGCAUUGAGACAACUGCUAGCACCUUGCUUUGUAAUCUGGACUAAACCUCAUUAAACACAGGCUACUCUUAA